AUGGGGGUAGGUGACUUCGCGGAUGAAGCCGAUUGCCUGAAGCUUGUCUACUUCGGUAUUCAUGGCCUCGUAUCGUUCGGCGUCAUAGGAUCGUCUCUUCUGUCGAACCGGCUUGAAAGAAGGGGAGAUGCUGAGCUUGUGGUUGAUGACGUCCGGGGAGAUCCCAGUGCCAAUUCGGGUCUGCUGAUCCAGUGUGUCGGAGAUGGAGAUCGUUUCGAGCUCUUCGGCAGGUUGAGCUUGUGGCGUGACGUUAUCGUCCCGUGGGUCAUCGGGACGUUCGACAUGCCUUUGCCCUAA
Prunus armeniaca (apricot) is the source of this 297-nucleotide messenger RNA. Lineage: Eukaryota; Viridiplantae; Streptophyta; Magnoliopsida; Rosales; Rosaceae. The record is from the annotation of a GenBank genome assembly.